UUUUAAAUGGGUAUUUUGUUGAGAACUGCAUAUCCCAGAAUGCAGCGGGGCAGGCUCCGUCAACCACUACAUCAAAUCCGCAAUCUCAUUCACUCGCAGUCCGAGUCCGUGCUGAGGACAACAACUCACUACCUCUCUCUCUGUCUGCCCGUCUUCAGGAUUCAGGAUCUGAAACCUUCAGCAACAAAGAGUCAUUUCAGCACCAUGACCAGAGUUCAGUUCAUCCUGUCUAAUAUGACUCACAUGCUUGUAUCAUAAUAUCCCAGCACUUACAAACAAGGUGUAACAUAAAGGAUAGGCAGCUAUAACAGGACGAUUUUAUCUGAUUGAUGUGAUCACAAUGUAAACUUAUUAUGAAGUCUAAUGUACAGUAAGAGACGUGUUUAUUUAUUGCUAGAUCAUGUUUGGAGGUCUCAUCGUUUUUCCUUUUUCAUCUCUAGCCUUGCUGUAAAUUUAUAAAUUAAAACCUAGUUGUACUUGCAUUUUCUGAAGCAACACAUAAUGGCCAAAAUGACUUCAUCUUAUAAUGAUGAAACUAGGAGCGAUAUAUCAGAAUCCCCUGAAGUCUGUGAAUUUCAGGGUCACUAUGGAGAUUCAGGGGGUUACUACAAAACCAGAAGUUUGCCAACCCUUAACGGGACACGUCCGACAAUUCAUGAAACCCUGGAGCCCCGGCUGGUCAGCACGGCUCAGACUUCAUUACAUACUGACCACUGUUCUGUUUUCAGUGAUUUGCACCAAAAAAGAGACUUUAGUGAAUUGGAUUCACCUACCAAGACUGAUUUCUCACCCUCCAUGUCCAGCAUGAUGGGGCUUAGUAGCUCUAUGAGAACCGAGAAGGGCAGCAAAAAAAUCGGCUUUUCGUUGGCUAGAUUUAUUCGUUUUCCUGCUAGGAAAUACAUUAGAGUGAUUUUGUCUGACUCUAGGUGUUUCUUAUUCUGUAUGUGUUACCUGACGUUUAUCCAGUCGUUGAUGGUCUCGGGGUAUCUUAGUAGUGUCAUUACCACAAUAGAGAAGAGAUACAGUCUUAGAAGCUCCGAGUCUGGACUCCUUGUUAGCUGUUUUGACAUCGGGAGUUUGCUGGUGGUGGUCUUCAUCAGUUAUUUCGGAGGUCGGGGACAGAGACCCCGCUGGUUGGCGGUCGGUGGGGUGUUCAUCGCCGUAGGAGCAGCUCUGUUCUCCCUUCCGCAUUUCAUCUCCCCACCCUAUCAAAUCCAGGAGGUCAACUCCUCAACAGGGAAUGAGGGCCUGUGUAUGAAUGGCAAUGGGAGCAGAAGGGAUAUGGCGUCCUGUCCAAGGGACCAGGAGGGCAACGAUCACUCUGUAUACGUCGCCCUGUUUGUCUGCGCCCAGAUUCUGGUGGGCAUGGGUUCAACACCUAUCUACACACUGGGGCCAACGUACCUAGAUGACAAUGUGAAAAAGGAGAAUGCGUCGCUUUACCUUGCUAUUAUGUAUGUGAUGGGGGCACUGGGACCAGCUGCAGGAUACCUACUUGGAGGAGUUCUGAUCGGUUUCUAUGUGGAUCCCACAACCAUCAUCAACAUUGGGCAAAAUGACCCACGCUUUGUAGGCAACUGGUGGAGUGGUUUCCUACUUUGUGCUUUUGCCAUGCUGUUAGUCAUCUUUCCCAUGUUCACCUUCCCAAAGAAACUGCCCCCUCGCCACAAGAAGAAGAAAAAACAUGGAGUGGACAAUGUCUCUAAUGACGACGACGUCCUGAAAGAGAAAUCCAACAGCAACGGCCAGACGGUCGCAUCCUCCAUGGGAUUUGGAAAAGACAUCAAAGAUCUCCCAAAGGCGGCCAUACGGAUCCUCAGCAACAUGACGUUCCUGUUCGUGAGUCUGUCUUACACGGCCGAGAGCGCCAUCGUCACAGCCUUCAUCACCUUCAUUCCCAAAUUCAUCGAGUCGCAGUUUGGUAUCCCCGCCUCUAACGCCAGCAUUUACACAGGGGUUAUUAUCGUGCCCAGUGCAGGGGUCGGCAUCGUACUGGGUGGGUACAUCAUAAAGAAGCUUAAGCUGGGAGCUCGUGAAUCCGCCAAGCUGGCCAUGAUCUGCAGCGGGGUGUCUCUGUUGUGUUUCUCUACUCUCUUCAUUGUGGGCUGUGAGAGCAUAAACCUUGGCGGCAUCAAUAUCCCUUAUACCACAGGGCCGACGCUGACGCUGACUCACAGAAACUUAACAGGAGGCUGUAAUGUGAACUGCGGCUGUCGGAUCAACGAGUACGCUCCUGUUUGUGGCUCCGAUGGAAUCACAUAUUUCAAUCCCUGUCUGGCGGGAUGCAGCACAGUUGGCAAUGACAGCACCGGGAUCAGAAACUACACCGACUGUGCAUGCGUGCAAAGCAGACAGGUUAUAACUCCACCCACCAGUGGCCAAGGCAACCAGCUUCAGCUUGUCAUCGUAAAAACUUACCUGAACGAGAACGGAUUCGCUGUGUCAGGAAAGUGUGACCGCACCUGCAACACACUCAUCCCCUUCCUCAUCUUCCUCUUCAUCGUCACGCUCAUCACUGCUUGUGCGCAGCCCUCCGCCAUUAUUGUCACUCUCAGGUCAGUGGAGGAGCAAGAACGACCAUUUGCUUUAGGAAUGCAGUUUGUGCUGCUAAGAACUCUGGCUUACAUUCCCACACCCAUCUACUUCGGAGCCGUGAUUGACACCACCUGCAUGCUCUGGCAGCAAGACUGUGGCGUCCACGGCUCAUGCUGGGAGUAUGAUGUCACUUCCUUCCGCUUUGUCUACUUUGGACUGUCAGCAAGCCUUAAGUUUGUGGGCUUCAUCUUCAUCUUCCUCACCUGGUACUCGAUUAAAUACAAAGAAGAUCGCUUGAAGCGCUGGCAGCAGCAUUUGCCCCCACUGGGCACAGUAAGCGAUCUCAUCUGCCACGCAGGAGGACAGAAGAGCCACGCUCGCACCCGCUCCUGCCCCGUUUUCACGCCCCGUCCCGAGCAUGCGGACCAGCCUCCACUCAACCGCGGACACUGCAGUCAGAGCUGCCCCGGAAACGCCCUGAAAGCAAUAACCCCGCCCGCUCGCUCCGUGCCGAAAAUGCACUUGUACAUUUAAGGACACGCCCUGAUUCAUCCGCCUCUGUGUGCCUUCCUGUCAGGUGUAAUGACACGGUGCGACCGAACCUCCACCUGUUUCUCCGCUCGUCCCCCGCGUAGCUUCAGGGGCUCGCUGCGCUUGUGCAAACACACCAUCGCAGCAAACACGCAUCUCGUAAAAAUAACGUCGAGUACAUGCUGUAGAGAUGUGUGGAUGACAUUUAUGGUGCUAAUUUGGGGGAUUUGGGUGGAUGAUGUUUUCUCUAUUUAGUCUUGAUGAUUAUAUCAAAGACGUUCCAACAAGCACAAAGGAAAAUCAGUACUAUGCAAAGCUGUAUUAUCUACAUUCAAAACGCUAUCAUGCGACCAUUCUCUGAAUGUUGCUGCAAGAUCUGUGAAAAACCAUCUACACUGGACGUAAAACUGGACUCGCUUCUGGCUGGUUUGGAGGUGCUGAGCAUUGCGAAUAUGUGACUUAAUGAUAUACAAUGAGCUUUCUUUGGCACAUCUGCCCCCGUCUCUAUACUGAUCACAUAGUGCUAUACUUUAUAUACAGUGCCUCAUUGUGAGCAGUAAGGUCUGCUGACUAACAUUGGAUUUGGAGACAGACCUGGCCCGACCUCAUGUUCCUAUUCAUCAUCUUUAAAGUAAUUGUGUCUAUCUGCAGUGUUAUCAAAGUUAACUUCAGCGAUCGACUCAUUCUUGUGUGUUUUGUAAUACAGGGCAAACAAUGCUUACUGUAUGUAGUUUGAUGGUUCUGGCUAGAUGGGAUACAGCUAAAUCCUGUGUGGAGUUGGAUUUAGGAUUAGGUUUGGGAGUAGGAUUAGGAUGAAAAUAGCAGUUCUUGCUAAAUGGGAUACAGCACAUCCUAAAUCCCGUGAAAUGUUGGGUUUAAGGUUAGGUUUUUAGAGGGUAGGAUUAGGAUGAAAACAGCGCUUACCUGGCAAGAUUUCUCACAAAUUUUGGCUGUAGCUGUAUCCCUUUUAGUCACAACCUAGUUUGAUGAUCCAACAUCAGGUAUAAAUGCUUGAGAUUUGUUCAGCAAAGAUUGAACGUUGGGUUCUGACGUCACGCCGACGUUGGGUUUUGACGUCAACUGGACGUCGGGUUCUGACGUCGAUGCGACGUCAGGUUUUGACGUCAAUCAGACGUCGGUUUCUGACAUUGAUAUGACAUCGGGUUCUGACGUCGAUAUGAUGUUGAUCCGACGUCGGGUUCUGACGUCAGCCAGACUUCGGUUUCUGACAUCGAUACGACAUCAGGUUCUGACGUCGAUAUGAUGUUGAUCCGACGUCGUGUUCUGAUGUCAGCCAGAUGUUGGUUUCUGACGUCGAUACGACAUCGGGUUCUGACGUCGAUAUGAUGUUAAUCCGACGUCGGGUUCUGACGUCAGCCAGACGUCUGUUUCUGACUUCGAUACGACAUCAGGUUCUGACGUCGAUAUGAUGUGGAUCCGACGUCGGGUUCUGAUGUCAGCCAGACGUCGGUUUCUGACAUUGAUACGAUGUUGGGUUCUGACGACAAUACAACGUCGCAUUGUGACGUCGAUACGAUGUUGAUCAGCCAGGCGUUGAGUUCUGACGUCGCCCGAACAUUGGUUUCUGACGUCGACCCAACGUCAAGUUCUGACGUCGUUUUGACGUCGGGUUCUGCCGUCAACCGGAUGUUGGGUUCUGACGUCAGAAAACAGCAAAAAACACUGGAGUUUGGAAAAGUUAGAAAUCCAAAUUAGCAGAUCUUUAGAAAAAUGCGUUGGUGAAUCAGAUCAGGUUUUAAGUAGAUGAUUCGCAAUUUGAGAAACAAACGUGGAUGCAACAUGUUGUUUUGUUGUAUGAAAAGGAUACAAUCAUGACAUCAUUACUAUUGACCAAACUUUCUGACCCAAAUAUCAGAAUUCCAUUGGAAACCAAGUCAGGCAGGUGCACAGUGUGAACAAUGGAUUCAGUCAAACCCUCAUAGCAUCCUCUAUGUACCUGAGCAUGUCUGAGCAGCUUUAAUGAUAACAUUCACAAUGCCACAGCUAAAUCUGAGUAGUUUGAUAUUAAUGUAUAUCAGCUGAGGUUAUUAUCAGCAAAAGCAUGUGCUUUGGCUGGCUACAGCGUAAUUCACAUCUGUAUUGUAAUUAAACCUCUACUUAAUAUGCAAACCUCAACAUUUUAUAGUACCCAUGUCAUGGGCUUUCGGUGGGUAUAUUAUUAGAUGUACUCGAAUCACUUUGGAUCGCUACACACUCAGUAUUUUAAUAGCCACAGAUUAUUACACAUAUCCAUCAUUUAUAUUAGUGUCUGGUUCAUUUAUAUAUUCACCAAGUGUAUGCAGGGUUAAUACUGUACUAAACUGUACUAAGAUAACUGCUUAGCAUACCAACGACAAAGCCUAAAUCUUUUGAGAAGAUAAUUCUGUAAUAAUUCCACACUCUCAGAGAAAAGGUACAUAAGCUGUCACUGCAGUGCUACCCUUUCCAAAAUUAAAAUUUUGUACCUAAAGAGUUAGAGAUAUGCCAAAUGUCAAUGGUACAUAAUUGCCUUUUUAAAGGGUAAUGUAUGUAUGUUUAAAAAAGAAAAUUGUACUCUAAGAAACGCAUUGAGUUCAUUUUUCAAACCAAUGGGAUUUGUUUACUGUCAAAUGUUUUUUUUUUUUUUUUUUGAAUAUAUGUAUUUAAAAGGCUGAGUCUAGUAUUUGAAUGUGAAAUUUAAACUUGGGGUGGUAAAAGUGAAAUUUAAGGAAAAAAUUUGAAAAACUGCAUUUCAGUGUUUGUGAAAUAUACAGUGGUGAAAGUCUGUAAACUCUAAAUAUCACUUCGGUCUAAACAGUGUGAGGCAUAUAAAGAGGAUCUAAUAAGCCUGAUUAUACUGGAGAGAAAGUUAAAGUACUGUACUGCCAUACAAAGGCAAAAUGCAGGACCUACACUUAAACUUUGCAUAUUUACAACAACUGUGAUCACUGGAUUGCUAGGUGUUUAUUGAAGGUGUAUGUUUAUACAUUUGAUUAAUCUGAUAUAUCUGUUGCGCCUGAAUCUAUAAGCUGAAUGAACUGCUCACAUGUUGAGAUAAAUUAGUUUUGGGGUCAAUACUGAUUUCAGAUCAGUGUAAAGGUCAGCUGUAACUCAGUUUGUCUAUUGUCAGUGCAAUCAAUCAUGGGAUCAAGUAUGAGGCACGAAAUGUCCUAAACUGUCCUUUUGGUUCUUCAAUAUUUUAUUGACAUGUAUUUAUUGAAAUAAAAGAAUUUAGAAGCA
Molecule: messenger RNA, 6285 nt
Organism: Misgurnus anguillicaudatus (oriental weatherfish)
Lineage: Eukaryota; Metazoa; Chordata; Actinopteri; Cypriniformes; Cobitidae
Gene: slco5a1
Product: solute carrier organic anion transporter family member 5A1
Biological process (GO): sodium-independent organic anion transport; transmembrane transport
Cellular component (GO): basolateral plasma membrane
Molecular function (GO): protein binding
Source: RefSeq, a predicted model, not a curated record